UAGCACCAGCGUCAACUUUUCACUUUAGCCACACCCAAUAAACGUCCGCCACGUAAGAGGAGAUCGUAGAAGAUUCUGUUACUACAGUAGAGUUUCCUGAAACGUGCUGUAUAAUCGUAAGCACUUGUCUUCUCCAUUGUUUGGUCUCAAAGGGGAAAUCAAAUCAAACCCUACCUUUUCUUCAAUCUUCUAGAUUCACUCUUCCGGUCAAACCGCCCCCCUCAGUUACAGGAAAUUAUGUUAGGAGUUUUAAGGAGACGAGUUGCUUCUGGAGCCGCCUCUUCGAUCCUGAAGCAGACUGUUAAACCUGGUGCAUCUACUUCUAGAGUUUCUUCUCUUCAUGAGAAGGAGAUUUUACUUAAUUCAAGAGGUCUUGGGAAUGUCAGAAGCUUCAGCCACCUCAUUUCAUCUGGUUCCUUGGUCAGUUCAAGGUCCAUAAGCGAUGUGUCCAGCAUUGAGCUCAUGACUGCCAAGCAAAUGUGGAUUCGUCCAUUUUCUUCAGAUAGUGAGGAUUUGGUUGAAGCUGUUGUUCCUUUUAUGGGAGAAUCCAUAACAGAUGGAACUUUGGCUAAAUUUUUGAAGAGUCCUGGUGAUAGGGUAGAGAUCGAUGAGCCAAUUGCUCAAAUUGAGACAGAUAAGGUGACAAUUGAUGUGGCCAGCCCUGAAGCAGGUGUCAUAAAGGAGUUUGUAGCCAAGGAAGGGGAAACUGUGGAACCGGGUACCAAGGUUGCUAUUAUUUCUAAGUCUGGAGAAGGAGUAGCUCAUGUUGCUCCCUCUGAGAAAGUACCAGAGAAAGAUUCUUCUAAGAAUGAAGCUGCUCCUGAAAAGAAAGUAGAAGAGAAGCCAAAGCCUAAAGCUGAAACUCCUGUAACUCAGAAGCCUAAAACACCAGCAUCGCCGCCUCCUAAACGUUCAGCAUCAGAACCCCAACUCCCCCCUAAGGAUAGGGAAAGACGAGUUCCAAUGACAAGGCUCCGAAAAAGAGUUGCAACCCGAUUGAAGGACUCCCAAAAUACGUUUGCUAUGCUCACGACAUUCAAUGAAGUUGAUAUGACAAACUUGAUGAAGCUCCGAACUGAUUAUAAGGAUGCUUUUCUUGAAAAGCAUGGAGUUAAGCUUGGACUUAUGUCAGGAUUUAUAAAGGCUGCAGUUAGUGGACUCCAGAAUCAGCCUAUCAUAAAUGCAGUUAUAGAUGGGGAUGAUAUUAUUUAUAGAGACUACAUAGAUAUCAGUAUUGCUGUUGGCACUCCAAAGGGCCUUGUUGUUCCUGUUAUUCGCAAUGCUAAUGACAUGAACUUUGCUGAUAUCGAGAAGAGUAUCAACACCCUUGCAAAAAAGGCAAAUGAUGGAACUAUAUCUAUUGACGAAAUGGCUGGAGGUUCAUUUACAAUAUCUAAUGGAGGAGUUUAUGGAAGCCUUUUGAGUACACCCAUCAUCAACCCUCCUCAGUCGGCUAUACUGGGAAUGCACUCUAUAGUGUCCCGUCCAAUGGUUGUUGGUGGAACCGUUGUCCCCAGACCAAUGAUGUAUAUCGCUCUAACAUAUGACCAUAGGCUGAUUGAUGGGAGAGAGGCUGUUUUCUUUUUGCGUCGUAUCAAAGACGUGGUGGAGGAUCCACGCAGGUUACUUCUCGACAUUUGAAGAUGAAGUUAUUACAGUCGGGUUGUCAUUUUCGCAAAAUUUCUGCUACACCUAGGAUGGAUAUACUUUUGUCGGACAGGAAUAAUACUUUGGUGUCAAAGUUUUGUAGGGUUUUUUGUUCUGCUAUAAUGAGUUCAGUUACGGCUUGCACAACUUAAGUUAAACUGAAAAUGAGAGAUGGUACAUACUCUUAUUUAAUACUUCACAAAAUGCUCUUCUGUUUGCCUGUGGUUUAGUUUUUCCUCUUCUGAUUAAGAUAUCUUACAGCAUAAUUUUGGGCAUGUAAUGAUCUCUUGCUCAUUGUUUAAUAAUAUACAGCUAUUUAUGGUA
Molecule: messenger RNA, 1971 nt
Organism: Mercurialis annua (annual mercury)
Lineage: Eukaryota; Viridiplantae; Streptophyta; Magnoliopsida; Malpighiales; Euphorbiaceae
Product: dihydrolipoyllysine-residue succinyltransferase component of 2-oxoglutarate dehydrogenase complex 2, mitochondrial-like
Exons: 15
Coding region: 238-1641 (467 amino acids)
Biological process (GO): tricarboxylic acid cycle
Cellular component (GO): oxoglutarate dehydrogenase complex
Molecular function (GO): dihydrolipoyllysine-residue succinyltransferase activity
Source: RefSeq, a predicted model, not a curated record